AUGCAUAUAUCCCCCGAUGGCUCCCGUGAAGAAGCGUCGGAACAAGUUGUUCAAGUCAAGCAAGUCACCCGAAAGACGUCUGCUACAACACUCAACCCGCUUACGCCAAAUAGGCUGAACAUGGUUGCUCCAGUGGCCGACCGAACGUACGGUAUGACCGAGUUCAUCCUCGGCGACGUCCCAGACCACCUCAAGGCCACUUCCCUGGACAAGAUGGAAGCAAGCCUCGUCGAUAUUGCUGAGAGAUUCGAAAGAAUCUCGACGGAUCCUCUCGCAGGACAGAUACCUUCGGUGAUCCGUGGCGUCGAGCACACCACGUCCGUCGUUGCUAAGUUUCGAUGGGAGAGGGCCUACCAUGAAAAGCAUCCUGACCGCGGGAUCAAGGGAAUAAAUUUCAAAGACACCAACGCGUCCACCCUCGACCUCGUCGGCCUCACCCUGCACGUCCUCUGCGCCUCCGCCACUCCAACAACCGCCACCCUCCUCUCCACAAUAAAAUCCAACCUCGCCCAGCGCGAAAUCCUUGAAACUGUCGAAAACUACUGGGGUGAUUCCUUACGCGUGGACUCCAUGAUUGAAUGUCUGCCCUUCCAACUGAUGGUUCGAUCUGGCGGGCAGCUGCUCAGCUUCAGUAUGGUCUAUGAGCUUGAUAAGUUGUACGAGGAGCUCGAUCUGUUUUUCAAGGUCGCGCAUGGGCCUUUCACGAAGGAGUAUGAGGCCGACAACCCAGCGGUGAUCGAGUACUUCACGAGCGGGGUAGCGAGUGUCCAGGCCGAUGGGGUUGCGCACGAGGAAGCCACCGCAACGCAGGGAGAGGGACAGAAAAAGGUGUAUGCGGAUCGCAUAACGUGCUUUACGGGGGCGCUCGACUUUACCCGAGUUUACUUUGCUCAAGAAAAGGGCAAGGAGAUGCGGAAAGGGCUCGAAGAAAAGGAGAGCAACUCCUACCCUGAGAUACUCGACGAACUCUUAGAAGAGCCGAUCUUCACGAAGCUCAGGGAGGAAGACGAUCCGUCCUUCAUGUUCGUCACAGAAUACAACGACACCGACCUCGAACAGGUCCUCCCCAGCGUUCUCGUCAAAGCAACCCUUCUCGCGGACAAAUUCGAGAAGAAACAAGUCACCUGGUGCUCCACCAGCGGCUUCGACUGGAUGUUCGGCGUUCUAGUCACCGAAGGCCCUACACAAGCACGAACGGCCUAUCGGACGGAUAUUCUCACUCUUGAUGGACUGAGAGGCGCGACAUCUAUUUUCUUGUCCUUGGCUUUCUGGGGAAUGACGCCAGCUCAGGAUAUCCUCGAUCUAUUCUCUAGCGCGUCGAACGAGCUGGUACAGCAGCCAGGUGAAAAGAACUGA
This is a messenger RNA of Cyclocybe aegerita, 1356 nucleotides long. NCBI's taxonomy places the organism in Eukaryota, Fungi, Basidiomycota, Agaricomycetes, Agaricales, Hemipholiotaceae. The record is from the annotation of a GenBank genome assembly.